CACCACGGAGACCGAGCAACAGCCCCGGCCCGGCACGGCACGGCCCGGCACGGCGGGGUUGUGUUUGUCCGGGGCCGUGUCUGCCCGGGGACUGUGUCUUGGGUGCGUGUCCGGGGACUCUGCCUCGGGAACUGCGUCCGUCCGGGGUCUCUUUCCCGGUCCGUAUGCGUCCGGGAUCUCUGUCCGGGGAGCUCAAGAAAACGUGCUGCUGGCACAUUUAAACUCCUGAGAGGGUAAGAGCACACCCUGGCACAACUUGCGGCAGUGGUGUGGUGAGGAUUGCUGGAAAAAUUCAGAUUUCCUGAAUGGCAAGCCAGGUUUAUGUUAAGACAUGGUGACUGACUUUGAUGAAAAACAUGACGAAUAUUUAAUAUCCCUUCAGCAGAGAAACCGGCUGCAGGAGCGGUUAAGAAGAAAAGAUCCCGUGCAGCUCAGACUGGAGCAGCUGGAGAAGGGAUUUUCCCUGUACGUGAAUGGAGCUAACUCCGAGCUGAGGAAGCAGCGCAGGAAAGUCACCCCUCACAGCUGCCUGAGGAGCAGGAGCAAACCCACCAGGACAAAGGAAGCAGCCCAGUUAGAAGAGAGUGGGCUGCCAGAACACAGCACUCCGACUGCCCCAGGCAAGACACAACGCAGGAAUUGGCUUCAGAAAACUGUGGCGAUUAAAACAGAAGGAGGGGGUAAACUCUACAUUAAACCAUCCCUGGAGUACUCUGAUGAUUUUGAAACCUUUGAAAGCUUGAAUGUGGAGAGCAGCAGUGAUGGUGAUGAUGAUGGUCCUCUGUCCCAGCAGGAAUUGAGAAGCAGCUCGCAGCGCAUUGUGGAAGAGGAGAGGAUGGAAGCAGACUCCCUUAGUGAUGAUUAUGACUCUGUGGAAGAGGAUGUGUUUUCAGAAUCCUCUCCCACUGAGGAAGCAAUUACAGGCUUUGAAGGCCUUCAGCUGCACAGCAGUGGGGCACUGCAGAAGGAAGGUUCUGAACCUCAGGAUGCUGGGAGAUGCUCUAGCCUCGAUUCUGGUGCCCCAGCAGUGCUGGAGUUCCACCAGGAUCAAAGCAAAGUGAAGCCAGUGCGAGUUCUGUCAGCCAAAAGAAAGGACAGUGCUGAAGUGUACAUUCCUGUCAAACCAGUCAUGCUGAAAAAUAAAGACACUCGGCCACUCUCUGCUGAGUCCUUCCACCAGGACAGACAUGAAACAAUUUGUUCCAAGCCCUUAAGUCGGCCAGAAACCUCCCUUUCAGUAACCAGGAAGAAUGUGUGUGAGAAGGAUCCUGACCUCUCUGUUUCAGCUGUUGUUCAAGCAGUGCAGAUUGAGAAUGAAUUCUUGCAGGGAGAUGUGCAAAGGCAAGCAGUUGUCACAAACUCCCAGAAGACUGAACCUCCAGAAAAACGCCAGACAAGGACUGCAGUCACCAGAGCUGUGGAGAGAUUCUGCCCUUUUGGAAGCAGACAAAAGAAGAGACUUCUGAAAGGCUUCAUGGAGCGUGGGAGCCAUUCUGCCUGUGACAGUGACAGAUCCCUGGCUGGUGGCAAAACUGGAGUAAAUUCCAUGUGGAGAGAGAAGAUGACAGCCAGUAUGGAAGUACAUGAUGCCAUUUAUGUGACCAUGGAACUUCUUUCCAACUGGGGGAAUCCAGCAAACGUGGGCCUGAACCAGGUGGAAUUCUUUGGUUCCCACAACGAGAGGAUCUUUGUGUCUCCUCAUGACGUGGACAUUCGCAACGCUGACAACCCAGGGGAUUUGGGCUGCCUGGUCAAUAAGAACUUAAAUCUCCCCAAGGAAAGCUGCCUUUGGAUGUGCCCUUUCCACCCACCCGUCCAACUUUACUUUGUUAUCCGCAAUCCCACCCGCUCACGUGACUUUCGUAUAUCCAAGAUCAAGAUUUGGAAUUACAACACAACAGCUCCCAGUGACCUUGAUGUUGGAGCAAAGAAAGUGAAGCUGUAUGUUGAUGAGAACCUUGUAUUUGAUGGUGAAUUAGAGAGAGGCUCUGGAGAUCUCCUUGCUGACCACAACACCACAAUUGACCUUACAGAUCACAAGCAAAACACCUCAGCAUCUCCCUCAGCUGAGAGGAGAGAAGGAAAUGCACCUGCAGGCCCAGACAAGGAAACAGAGCUACAUUUUAAAUGCUCAGAAUCAAACAGUGCUUCACUGAACUGGAAAGCUCUGCCAGAAGAAAAUCUUCUUGAGCCUAAGAUGAACUCAAUCAGCUUUACAAAGAAAAAUUUGUCUCAGUUAGAGGAUGAUCUAAAAGCGUUCCCAUCUCAAGUUUGUAUAAAAGAUGCCAAAGAGGAGGCAGCACCAGCAGCAGUUCCAGAGCACGUUCAGUCUGAUGAUGAGCUUUGUUUGAGUGAGCAAAUGGAAAAGUUAACAGGAAGAAAACUGACUGAUUCUGCAGGUGCAAUUCCUUCGUGGUUACAGUCAUCUUCCCAGGUAACACAGAAUAAUCAGGUUACUCCCAGCAGGCAGAAGCCUCCGUGGCUUGCUACAGAACCGAAUUUCAGCUCAAAAUUUCAAACACAGCCAGAUGAAAUCAUGAAAAACUUCUCAGAGCUGAUAAGUGAGGAUGUCAAAUGUCAGAGGCAUGAACUGGGAGGACCCAAUAAUAGAAAUGCCACUGGAGAUGGGAGAUCACAAAUGCUGACCAGAAAGGAUGCUGAUGUGGACUUGGACAUUUUUGACCACCUUUCUAACAAAAACUGCUGCAGUUCACAGUACCCUGUGAGUGGAAGGAGAAGUGUCACGUGUGGUAAAAAGCUGGGAUUAAACACUACAAAUCUUGGAGAAGAUGAUUCUGCUCUUAAAGAUGAAGACUUUCUCAUCAAGGAUGUAGCAACCUCUAGAAUGAAGUGGUGCAGUGAGCAGGAACACACUCUGCAGGAGUCCUGGAACUCCUUGGUGAAAUUUAAUUAUUCCCACCGUGGUCGGAUCUCGAACAUGGAUUUUCAAGGGGAUAUCUUUGAUGAGUUUCUUCACCAACAGAAAAUCAACCGGCCUGGAGAAUUUCAGAGAAAAGAGGGACUACAAACACUACCCAAGAGGCAAGAGGAAGAAAAUUCUGUGGAGAUACAGGAUGGAAGUGAUUUUAAAAUCCCUGUUUUACCUUAUGGGCAGCACUUGGUGAUAGACAUCCGAACAACGUGGGGAGACAGACAUUAUGUUGGUCUUAAUGGAAUUGAAAUUUUCAGUUCUAAAGGAGAGCCUGUUCAGAUUGCAAAAAUAACAGCUGAACCCCCUGAUAUAAAUAUUUUACCAGCUUAUGGAAAUGAUCCCAGGAUAGUAACCAACCUAAUAGAUGGGGUGAACCGGACCCAGGAUGAUAUGCACCUCUGGCUGGCACCGUUCACCCCUGGAAAACCUCACUUUGUCUUUAUUGACUUUGUGAAUUCCUGUCAGGUAGCCAUGAUCAGGAUCUGGAAUUACAACAAAUCCCGCAUCCACUCCUUCCGAGGUGUGAAAGACAUUAUCAUGGUGUUGGAUGAGCAGUGCAUCUUUAAAGGAGAGAUUGCCAAAGCCUCAGGAACCUUGUCUGGAGCUCCUGAGCACUUUGGGGAUACCAUAUUGUUCACUACUGAUGAUGAUAUUCUUGAAGCCAUUUACUGCUAUGAUGAGACAGAUGAUGGAGAGAUGGGAGAUUCCAGCUCCCUGAGGUAUGAGGAAGAGCUGAAGAGGCCAACAACUGCAGACAGGGAGGGAGAUGAGAGACCCUUUACACAAGCAGGGUUGAGAACAGAGGGUCAACAGGUUCAAGAGCCAGACUCUGUUUCUGAAGGCAUACCAAAGGAAACAGGAAUAUUCACUGGAAAAUGCCUGCAACUGAACUUCACCAUGACCUGGGGAGACUCUUAUUACCUGGGACUGACAGGACUUGAAGUGAUAGGAAAGGAUGGUCAAGCAUUAAAAAUCAAUGCAGAGCAGAUGUCUGCUUCACCCCAAGACUUAAAUGAUCUUCCAGAGUACACAGGAGAUUCCAGAACGUUGGAAAAGUUAAUAGAUGGGACUAAUAUCACAGAGGAGGAUGACCAUAUGUGGCUCAUUCCCUUCUCUUUUGGAGAAGAUCAUCUGCUCACAAUCCAUUUUGAUAAAACUGAAAGUAUCGCAGGGCUCCGCUUUUGGAACUAUAAUAAAUCUCCAGAGGAUACCUACAGAGGGGCUAAGAUGGUCCAUGUGGUGCUGGAUGGGCACAGCAUCUCCCCCACGGAGGGCUUCCUCAUCCGCAAGGGACCGGGCAACUGCCACUUCGACUUUGCUCAGGAAAUUCUCUUUGCUGACUAUCUACAGCCCCGGCCAGCUCCAAGAGUGCCCAGGAGGGUUCCUUCAAGGACACUGGAACAAGCCAGUAUGGACUAUGAAGCACCAUUAAUGCCCUGUGGUUUUAUUUUCCAGUUCCAGCUGCUGACGAGUUGGGGUGAUCCCUACUACAUUGGUUUGAACGGGCUGGAGUUGUUCAAUGAACACGGAGAGCAGAUCUUGCUGACUGAGAACAAUAUUGCUGCUUUUCCAGAUAGUGUCAAUGUUUUGGAUGAUGUGUCUGGAGACAUCCGGACUCCAGACAAACUGAUUGACAGAGUGAACGACACCACUGACGGCAGGCACAUGUGGCUGGCACCACUUCUCCCUGGUUUGGUGAAUAGGGUAUAUGUCAUUUUUGAUGUACCUACUACCGUGUCAAUGAUCAAGUUAUGGAAUUAUGCCAAGACACCUCAGAGAGGUGUGAAGGAGUUUGGUCUCCUGGUGGAUGAUUUGCUGGUGUACAAUGGGGUUCUGGACAUGGUGAGCCGGGUGGUGUCGGGCAUCCUCCCCACGUGCGACCCCGUGGUGCCCCACCACACCAUCCUCUUCACGGACGACGAGAGGAUCUGCCACCAGCACAGGAGAGCUGUCAUCAGUCUUUUCAGCAAUCAUGUGGAGGAUCAGGAUGUACGAAUGAUGAAUGAAAAUGAGAUUGUCACCAGCAGCAAAAAGAAACAAGUUGUGGCUGAUCCUGCUCUGCGCCCCAAAACCUGCAUCUAUGAGAAAGGACUGCAGAGGAGGAAAAGGUAACAAGGAAAGCCCUGAAUGCAUCCAGCCCUAAGUAACUGCAAUCCAGAUCUCCAAAAUAUGCAUAUCCAAAUGGAAGAUUUUCCAUGUCUGCUGCUGCUGAACCACCUCCUCUUGUGAGAGGCAGUUUUAUUUGCUACAGGAAAUUUUCUUCAGAAAGAAAUCUAAAACAUGAAUUCAGUUUCCUGGAGGAUUCACACGUGAUCUGUCUGAAUUUUCUCCCUUAUCUCUUAACUGAAAAUCCAGGGAAGAAGGAACAUAAAGGAGAGAGUGAGAACCUUUCUACUGACAGCUGCUCUGCCAAGUACUGAGAACUUGGGUUAAGCAGGAUUGUCCACAGGUUUUUUAGAUUAUUUCUAAAGCUUUUAUUCCUAAAUCCUAGCUGGAUAAUCACGAAGAUCCUCACUACAAGGAGGUGUUGCUUUAUUUCUGACGCCUGUAAAAAGUUCUCUGCAAAAUGCACUUAUUAGAGGAAAUACUCCUUAGCUGUUUGACUCUGGGCAUGUUUUGAUGCCAGGGCUGUCUGUAGGAGCUGCCACUGUUUCUGACACCUCGACAGGUUCCACUGGGCUUGCAGAAUUGUGAUGGAUGCUUUUAGGAAGUGGAGAUCAGGAAGUAGCUUUAUCAAGGUUUAAUAAGUGCAUUUCAGCUGUCACCUUUUCAUGUUCUGCAGUGAAAUAAUUAUUUCUUUCAUCAUCUCACUACCGUGGAAAAAGCAAGUGAGGUGUUUUGCCUGGAGUGCCAUUGACAGGCGCUCUGCACAUCCUUCAGAGUCCUCUUGCUGCAGAACAAUGUUUUUUCCUCCUAUUUUGCCUGAAUUUAUAUGAACAAGGAGGCUGUGCCUCUGUGCUGCACUAACCAGAUGUUGCCAGCAACAGAUCAUCACUUCUGAGAAAUGGUAAAUGCCUUUUAAUUAGCUGAAGGUAGGAAGGGAAGUGCAUUUUUCAACAAAAAUACCCUGCACAUGUAGUCAUUUAAAUAAAACUCUACCCAAAUAAAUAUGCUGCAGGAUUUGCUAUGCAAAUGGACUUUUCCCUGAAAACUUGGUGUUUGUGACAACCUAUAAAUCUCUUCCAUGGAUUCUCAUUUAGAACUUGCUCAUUCCUGUGAUUCUGUGAUUGUUUCCAGAGAGAACUGAACGCUGAAGUGAGGAUGUGCUUUUACACAAAAACCAGAGAUCCUGGUGCAGCUCAGUUUAGAAUCAAACUGUGCUGCUUCCCUUUCUGUCCUGUGACAAGUGGAAUAUCUUGUAUAUUUGCUUAUUAAAACUUCACUGCUGUUGCCUGAGCUGAAAGGACACAAGAUAACAAUGCAUUUCCCAGGUUUCUGUGUACUGAUGGAACAAAAGAAUUUAUUUUGUACUAAAUACAAACUACUAUUAAAUGUAAAAUAGCG
Prinia subflava (tawny-flanked prinia) is the source of this 6436-nucleotide messenger RNA. It is a transcript of the gene KATNIP, whose product is annotated as katanin interacting protein. The record is from RefSeq and is a predicted model, not a curated record. The transcript is spliced from 27 exons. Lineage: Eukaryota; Metazoa; Chordata; Aves; Passeriformes; Cisticolidae. Bases 332 to 5044 code for a protein of 1570 amino acids.